Schistocerca piceifrons (Central American locust) is the source of this 507-nucleotide messenger RNA. RefSeq names its product protein lethal(2)essential for life-like. Gene Ontology annotation, molecular function: protein folding chaperone. The record is from RefSeq and is a predicted model, not a curated record. The coding region runs from base 1 to 507 and encodes 168 amino acids. Gene Ontology annotation, biological process: protein refolding; response to heat. NCBI's taxonomy places the organism in Eukaryota, Metazoa, Arthropoda, Insecta, Orthoptera, Acrididae. The transcript has a single exon.
AUGGCUUUGACACCGAUGAUCCUCCACUUGUUGGACAAUGUCGACCGUCAGAUGUCAUUAUUCGACCGGCAUUUCGGUUUUGGGCUCACACAUGACGACCUGCUUUUCCCUCGUCCAUCUGUCGUUCCUGCUCCGUCUGGUUAUUACAGACCAUGGCGCCGUUUCGCAGCCCGUAACUCCAGGUUAUCUACCAUACAGAACAAUAAAGAUGGGUUCAAGGUUAAUCUAGACGUCCAGCAGUUCAAACCUGAGGAGCUGAGCGUAAAACUGGUGGUAGAGGCAAAAAAAGAAGAGCGUCGAGAUGAGUACGGUUACAUAUCGCGCCACAUGCAGCGCCACUAUUUGCUGCCGAAGGAGGCAGUGACUGAACAGGUGCAGACGCAACUGUCAUCGGACGGUGUCAUCAUAAUCACGGCACCAAAGAAGGCUCACCCUCCAGCAGAGGGUGGUGAGCGAGUAGUACAAGUAGUGCAGACGGGUGUUUCAGCAGUUACCAACCAGCAGUGA